AGGUGAGCAGGAUCCUCCGCAUUAUGAAGGCUCCACAGCAGACAGGGGGACGCACUGACCAAAUGCUAGGAGCCAUGGGGGAUAUUCUAACAUCGCUGGCCCUACCCAGCCAACCCUGGCUGCCAGACCUGUACUCACAAGAGCAGGGCGCUGAGAUGCAACCCCAGGCUAGCAACGAAAACAACAGGGGGCAGCCUGACAUGGGAUCCCAGCAAGAUGCAGUAGCACCCUCAGAGAUCCCAGGGGUUCAGAUCACGGAAGAAGAUCCGUACUCUGUUGCAGGCAGUGAUGGCAGCAUCUCUGCCUCAGUGGCCUCAAUCCAGCCACAGGCAUCUAGCAGCUCAGCUCCCAGUUCCCCGGCUUCCCGCCACUCAGUUAGCACCCUCAAGAAAUGGCUUACCAACCCUGUUCGCAAGCUAAGUGGUGGUGGGCUACCUCGGGGAGAACGCCCACUCAGGAAAACAGAAGGCCGGACAAGGCGCCAUGGGCGCCAGGAGGAACGCAAGAGUAUUGACCUAGGCCUCCUCAGCCAACCAGAGGGACCCUUUGCUGUUCCACAGGAGUCAAUCAGCACUGAUGGCAAUACUCAUCUCCCAGACCUUCCCUUACUCUCCAACCUGCUAGAAGGAGAUGGCUUAAAAACACCCAGCCAGGAUCCUGAGCCCUCUCUGCUCCCCACUGAUCCCAGAACUCCAGAGUCUACCUUGGAGCCUCUUGUGCAACCCACAAACUCUGAGGAGCAGGAAGAGGAGGAGAGGCAUAGUGCCUUAGAAAAGAGUAUGUUUGUUCUCAGGGAGUUGAUUGAAACCGAGAAGAUGUACGUGGAAGACCUGGGCCAGAUUGUGGAGGGCUAUAUGGUGACCAUGAAUACCCGUGGCAUCCCUGAGAGUAUGAAGGGCAAGGAUAAGAUCAUCUUUGGGAACAUCCACCAGAUCUAUGACUGGCAUAAAGAUUAUUUACUCAAGCAGCUGGAGAAAUGUCUGGAGGAUCCUGAUCUUCUGGCUGAGCUGUUCAUAAAGCACGAGCGCCGAUUGCACAUGUAUGUUGUUUACUGUCAGAACAAACCCAAAUCUGAGCAUAUUGUUUCUGAGUUUAUUGACACUUACUUUGAGGAACUGAAGCAGGAAUUGGGGCAUCGCCUGCAGCUCAAUGAUUUACUUAUCAAGCCCGUACAGCGGAUCAUGAAAUACCAACUGCUGCUCAAGGAUUUCCUGAAGUAUUAUAGCAAAGCUGGGAAGAACACGGAACAGCUGGAGAAAGCUGUAGACGUUAUGUGCUUUGUUCCCAAACGUUGCAAUGACAUGAUGAAUGUGGGACGUCUUCAAGGCUUUGAGGGGAAGCUGACUUCACAAGGGAAGCUGCUGCAGCAGAACACUUUUUGGGUGAUAGAGCAGGCAGGCGGGAUCCUGGCCCGGGCUCGUGAGCGUCGCAUCUUUCUCUUUGAGCAAAUUGUCAUCCUAAGUGAGACCUUGGAGCGAAGGCGUGGUCCAUAUGCUGCCCCAACAUAUGCCUUUAAGAGCAGCAUCAAGUUAAGCAGUUUGGGCCUGGAGCCUUGUGUGGACAAUGAUCCCUGCAAAUUUGCACUGAUCUCUCGUGGCGCAGAACGGGGCACCGUCCGUUAUGUACUGCAGGCAGCAACACCGGAAAUUGCCCAAGCCUGGGUGACUGACAUCAACCUCAUCUUGGAGACCCAACGUGACUUCCUUAAUGCACUGCAGUCACCCAUAGAGUACCAGCGUCGGGAGAGCAAAACCCACAGUCUAGGACGAACGGGGGCUCUGCACCACUCACUGACAGGUGGCUCAACCCGGCCCUCUUCCUCGACCUCCAUGGACCAGAACAAGGGAUCCAGCCUCCAGGCCCACAAUGCCUCUCUGCCUUCCCUUUAUCUUCCUGGUCCUGCCCCACCUGAGCCCCUCCCCUCUGUCGAGCCAUCUCACAGCCAAAGCUCUCCAGGGCCUGAAUCCUCUCACAUACCUUCUGAGCAACCUGACAUGCAGCUCUCCAGUGUCCCUCAGCAAGAAACCCAGCAAUUGAUCCUGAUUGAAGAUGAGGCCAGGCCACUGCUCCCCGAUCCUGAGGUCCCAGAAAUUAAUGUCCCUCAAGGUAGUGCCCAACUUGCCAAACUUGACGAGGAUGAGCUGUGACCCUUGGCCUGCAAGAUGGUGGCCUCUGUCAGACAGGCACUUCAACUGGGGAAAUCGAACGCUUCUCCCACAUCCCUCCUCCCUCUCUCUGGCUGCUCUGGAGGAAAGAGAAAUGUAGCAACAGCGGGAUGGAAAGUUUUGUUGUCCUCUGAUUCUGCUCAAAAUGCCCAGACUUCACCCCCUUCCUCGUAUGGGUGCAGGACCCCAUAUUGGGACCAGAGCAAACAGCUGAAGGCUCUUUCCUAGACCCCAGUAUAUGCAUGCUGUGGGGCUCUAGGGCUUUACGUGGGGGGCUCUUGGAUGAGGGGGUUUAGAUUAUGUGAAAUGAGAAUAUUUUGUUCGUUGUAAU
Messenger RNA from Notechis scutatus (mainland tiger snake), 2496 nucleotides. RefSeq names its product Rho guanine nucleotide exchange factor 25 (gene ARHGEF25). NCBI's taxonomy places the organism in Eukaryota, Metazoa, Chordata, Lepidosauria, Squamata, Elapidae. Gene Ontology annotation, cellular component: extrinsic component of membrane; cytoplasm. The record is from RefSeq and is a predicted model, not a curated record. Gene Ontology annotation, biological process: axon guidance. Gene Ontology annotation, molecular function: guanyl-nucleotide exchange factor activity.